This is a messenger RNA of Plutella xylostella (diamondback moth), 544 nucleotides long. RefSeq lists its product as uncharacterized. The record is from RefSeq and is a predicted model, not a curated record. Lineage: Eukaryota; Metazoa; Arthropoda; Insecta; Lepidoptera; Plutellidae.
UAUUUUUUUAUAAACAUAUUUUUUUUAGGUUAUAUGGUUAGGGUUUUAUUUUUGAGUUUUUAUUUUAAUAAACAAUUACUUAAUAUUUAAAUUUAAUUUUAAUCUACCCAUCUACUAAAUUUACCGUAUUAUCUGAAAUGCCGGUUCAGUUUAUCCCAGACCACAAGGAAAGCACUGAAAUGGUGAUCCCAGUAUCCAAGGAAACGUAUUUCAACACUAAAUGGAAGGGGCCCGGGCGUGUACUCUGUGAGUACGACAUGCUGUUCCACCCGCCGGAGUACGACCCCCGCGCCGCGCGCUGCGACCGCCGCCGCCCACAGAUCACUUGGGAGAACAUCUGGGAGCAGGAAUAUCCCAAAGGGAUACCUUCCACCACGCAACUGAACUACGGCAGACCUAAAUGGCCUAUUUUGGACAAAAUAGAAAAAUUACAUUCACGAGCUCAAGUGAGCCUGCAGAGCCCUGGCACCCACGUGCCGGGUGUGCUGCGGUGGGCCGAGCUGCUGCGCGGCGGCAAGAUGACCUGCGCAGACGCAUGAUCGUG